AUCGAUUAUUUUAACCACGCACAUGGUGUUAUUAUCAUUGAUGGUUGCAGUUGUCUGAGAAAGUUACUACAAUAUCAGCGUUUAGCUGAAGAUGAACGUGUCAGAGGAAGAGAAACUACACUCAUCUGACAAUGAAUCCGAUUCAGAGUCGGAGGGUGACUUGCUUUCUGAGAACGAAUCUAGCUCAGAGGAUAUAACUGAGUCGAGCUCAGACUCGGGUUCAGAUUCAGACACAGAGUCGGAGAGUGAAGAUGAAGAAAACGCACCAAAUGGAGAUAUACGUCAGUCAGGAGAUGCAGAAAAGCAGGAGAAACCUAAAGAUGAAUAUGCUGAAGAUUCUUCAGAUGAAGAGGACAUUCGCAACACAGUGGGUAAUAUACCAAUGGAAUGGUAUAGAGACUAUGCUCAUCUUGGAUAUGAUGUGGCUGGUCAAAAAGUAGCUAAAGGCUCCAAAGGCGAUGAACUUGAUGAAUUUUUGGACAAAAUGGAAAAUCCUGACUACUGGCGUACAGUAACAGACAAACUUACUGGUCAGAAAACAGUGUUGAGCGAUGAUGAUAUUGAUCUUAUCAAGCGCAUUCAAAAAGGCUGCCAUCCUUCCAGUUCUGAAAACUUGCAUGAGCCUUGGAUAGACUUCUUUAGCAGUGAAACAAUGAUUCAUCCAGUCACCAAUAGGCCAGCUGACAAGCGCAGUUUUAUUCCUUCAAAGUGGGAGAAGCUUAAGGUAGGUCAGAUGGUACAUGCCAUUAAGAUGGGAUGGAUGAAGCCACGGCAAGAAAAGAAAGUAAAGGAAGAACAAGAGUUCUACAAUUUGUGGAAGGAUGAUGAAGAGCCAGAAAUCACUAAACGCUAUCGACAACACAUCCCAGCUCCCAAAGAAAUACCUGGAGGACACGCGGAAUCAUACAGGCCUCCACCAGAGUACCUUUUCACAAAAGAAGAGGAAGAAAAGUGGAGAGAACAGGAGCCUGAUGAACGACGCAUUAACUUCAUUCCCCAGUCAUUUUCAUCACUGCGACUCCUGCCUGCAUAUGAUCGGUUUAUUAAGGAAAGAUUUGAGCGGUGUCUUGAUCUUUACCUAUGUCCAAGACAGAGAAAGAUGCGAAUGAAUGUCAACCCAGAGGAUCUGAUCCCUAAGUUGCCUAAACCUCAAGACCUUCGACCUUUUCCCACAGCAGAGUAUUUGGUUUUCAAGGGUCACACAGACAUUGUACGCUCCAUUUCUGUCCAUCCUUCAGGCCAGUGGCUUGCUACAGGGUCUGAUGAUGGGACUGUCAGAUUCUGGGAGGAAAUCACAGGCAGGUGUUGGAGGAAAGUGGAUGUUGGUGGCAAAGUCAGCAGUGUGGCGUGGAAUCCUGAUCCUAAUUUGUGCCUUGUUGCAGUUGCUGUGAACACUUCUGUGAUCCUAAUUAAUCCAAGAUUGGGUGAUAAGCUUAUUGUCUCCAAUACAGAUUCUUCUGUUCUCUCUUUUGGACAAGAAGAAGACAACUCAACAGUGGCAGAGAAAAAAUUGCCUGUUAACUGGAUUCCUUCUGACCUCAACCUAAAUGACUAUAAAGCAGGCAUUUUGCUGCGGGUGGAGCAUAAUAAGGAAGUUUCUCAGGUGACCUGGCAUGCUAAGGGUGAUUACUUUGCUACUGUGAUGCCACAAGGGGGAAGUAUGUCUGUUUUCAUUCAUCAGCUUACAAGGCGACGGACACAGAAUCCUUUCUCGAAGCCAAAGGGUCUGGUGCAAAAAGUCAUGUUUCAUCCAGUGCGACCAUAUUUGUUUGUGGCUACACAAAAAUAUGUACGAGUGUACAAUCUACUAAAACAACAGCUGGUGAAAAAACUCCAAACCAAUUGCAAAUGGGUGUCUAGCAUGGAUGUGCAUCCUGGUGGUGACAAUGUCAUUAUUGGAAGUUAUGAUUGUCGUCUCAGCUGGUUUGACCUUGAUCUGUCUACAAAACCUUAUCAGACUUUAAGACACCACAAAAAAGCCAUCAGACAGGUGACCUACCAUCGUCGUUAUCCUCUCUUUGCUUCGGCUUCUGAUGAUGGAACUGUAAUUGUUUGUCAUGGCAUGGUAUACAGCGACCUUCUGCAAAACCCAUUGAUUGUGCCAGUAAAGAUAUUGCGUGGGCAUGGUACACAGAAAGGCUUGGGGGUCACGGACUGUCAGUUCCAUCCAUUACAACCAUGGCUGUUUUCUGCUGGUGCAGACGGAACAGUUCGCCUUUACAGAUGAUCUUUAUUCUGGAAGUUUUUCUAUGAAAGAUACAUGGGACUGGAUUGGUGGGCAGAAGAGAUCAUCUGUCAGAUUCAUUGCAGUGUAUGCCCAGUUUUGCUUGUUUAUGUACAAAUGGUACAGAUGGGAGACCUAUUCACACAAACAAUGGAAAGUGGAUUUGAAAAGACCUUCAUGCAAUUCUCAUACUAAUAAUAAACAUUGUCGAAAGAA
Messenger RNA from Pomacea canaliculata, 2440 nucleotides. Its product is annotated as ribosome biogenesis protein bop1-like. Gene Ontology annotation, molecular function: ribonucleoprotein complex binding; protein binding. Gene Ontology annotation, cellular component: PeBoW complex; preribosome, large subunit precursor. The coding region runs from base 92 to 2227 and encodes 711 amino acids. Lineage: Eukaryota; Metazoa; Mollusca; Gastropoda; Architaenioglossa; Ampullariidae. Gene Ontology annotation, biological process: ribosome biogenesis; maturation of LSU-rRNA from tricistronic rRNA transcript (SSU-rRNA, 5.8S rRNA, LSU-rRNA). The record is from RefSeq and is a predicted model, not a curated record. The transcript has 19 exons.